AUGGGGGAGGGCUUUCAGGCCUCGUCUGAGGGGCUCAGGUGGUUUGUCAUUGACACACAGACAGACGAACAAGACUCUCCUUCUUCUUCCCCUUCCUCCUCCUCUUCCUCCUCCUCCUCUUCCUCCUCCUCCCCUCCUCUCCUUCUCCUCCACGGCCUCCCAUCUCACAGCUACUCAUUCCGCCAAGUCAUCAACUCCAUCACCCCUGGUACCUUCGCCCUCACCACCUCUGCAGCAGCAGGAGAUGCAGCAGCAGCAACAACAGCAGGAGGUUCGGCCGAAGCUGGAGGGCUAGGUUCGGAGGAGUCGCUCGGCGUGCGGUGCGUGGCGCCGGAUUGGCUCGGGUUCGGAGGCUCGGAUAAGCCCCAGGCGGACCAGAAGAGGUUCGGGUAUUCCCCGAGCGACUACGCUCGGGAACUUGGAAAUCUGGUGGCAACGAUGGGAGUGGAGGAUGUUUCGAUUGUGGCUCAGGGCUAUUUCUGUCUGCCCGCUGCUGAGUUUGUCCUUUCCAACCCUGCCCGGAUUCGCCACCUCAUAUUUAUCAACCCACCUAUCACAGAGAAGCAUGCCAAGCUGCCCUCGUGCCUCUCAGCCUUCUCCAACUUCCUGCUAGGAGAGAUCUUCGCGCAGGACCCUCUACGAGCCAGCGACAGGGUGUUAGAGGAAGCGGGCUGUUACCUGAUAGAUGAGGAGGAUGCCAUGGUGUAUCGCCGGCCCUACCUAUCCAGUGGAGCAUCGGGCUUUGCUCUUACAGCCAUCACAAGAGCCUUUCAGAAGGAUCUAAAGGCGUCACUCCCUCUGGUCGCCAAGGCCCUCUCUGCCGUCUCUGCCCAGCCCUCCUCCUCACCCACCGUCAUCUGGGGCAUGAAGGACCGCUGGCAGUCGUUUGACGGGGUCCGAGAGGCGUGCAGAGCAGCCGGGGCCGUUCUAGUGACUCUAGAUGAGUCGUAUGAUGGGGUUCGAGAAGUGUGCAGAGCAGCAGGGGCGGUGCUUGUGACUCUAGACGAGUCGUAUGAUGGGGUUCGAGAAGUGUGCAGAGCAGCAGGGGCGGUGCUUGUGACUCUAGACGAGUCGUAUGAUGGGGUUCGAGAAGUGUGCAGAGCAGCAGGGGCGGUGCUUGUGACUCUAGACGAGUCGUAUGAUGGGGUUCGAGAAGUGUGCAGAGCAGCAGGGGCGGUGCUUGUGACUCUAGACGAGUCGUAUGAUGGGGUUCGAGAAGUGUGCAGAGCAGCAGGGGCGGUGCUUGUGACUCUAGACGAGUCGUAUGAUGGGGUUCGAGAAGUGUGCAGAGCAGCAGGGGCGGUGCUUGUGACUCUAGACGAGGACCGCUGGCAGUCGUUUGACGGGGUUCGGGAGGCGUGCAGAGCAGAAGGGACUGUGCUGGUGACUCUAGACGAGGUUUCAUACAUCAUCUCGUUGUUUACAGCUUUCCUGUCUCUCCUCUCCAACAGCCACUUUCCAGACAUGGCUCCUAGGAAUCUUGCAACCAACGGUCUAACAGGCCAGUCCGGCACGGAUCUGGCGACGAUUCCGAAACCCGACCCUCCGUUCAUUCGUUGGAUCAAGGAACAACACGCUGCCGCCUUAACCCGCUGCGAUGCCGACGAAAACGACGAAAGCGACGCCGACGACGCCGGCGACGACUUUGGCGACGACUUUGACGAAGAUGGCGAAAGCGACGCCGAAAAGGACGGCGAGUCGGACGACUCGUACGAUAUCGACGAGUGUCUUAGAGGACGAUUCGGAAGGCCGUAUGACCUAACAGAAGACAGGUUCGGGAGACCGUACGACUUAACAGAAGACAGGUUUCGACACAGAGAAACGGAUCGAGAGUGGGACACGGAUGCAGAGGCCGAACCGGGUCGCGUGGGGGAACCGGGUCGCGUGGGGCAACCGGGCGGUCUCGAGGUCCCAUGGUACGAACUUCAAGAAGGCGAAACGGAAGGCGAGGAAUUGGCGGAGCUCGCGGCGCGGAAGAUGAGUCAGUGGAGCGAAGCGGAGCUCAUGGAGCUCGCAGCGGCUGUCGUUUUCUGCCGACACAGCGGGGAAGUCACGCGGCGGAGCGGCGGCAGGGGGGAGGUUUACUGGCGGCAGGUGUGGCGCGCGAUCCGGCGGGGUAACCCCGAAUGGCGGCGCAUCCCGACGGCGAUGGAGAAGCAGUGGACGCGCAUGAAAGCGCGGUACGACGCGGAGACGCUCGACCCGCGGCGGAAGAAGCGGCGGAAACGGGGGACGGGCCGGUGCGCCGCGGAGCUGCAAGAAGGGGGCGCGGAGCAGCAGGCCGGGCGCGCGGAGCAGCAGGCAGGGGGGGCGGAGCAGGAGGUGGGGGGAGCGGGGCAGCAGGGGGGUGCCGCGGCGCAGCAUGCGGGAGGCGCGGGGCAGCAGGCAGGGGCCGUGGAUGAGCAACGGCAGGGUGGGUCUAGUAACGCGGACGAGCAACCCAAUAACGCGUCAGGGGGGAACACAGGGGCGAAGGCAAAGGUGAGGGGACGGCCCAAGGCAGCAGGGGGGAAGGAUAGGGGGCUGGGGGCAAAACCAGCAUGGUUCAAGUACAUUCACAUGUUCUAUGGGACUGAGCUUCAGGCGAGGAAAAACGUGGCAGUAAAUAAGGCUAGAAAGGCAGCUAGAGCGUCUGCUGCUGUUGCUGUUGCUACUAAGGUGUUUACGGCACCGAAGCAGCCUGCUGAAAUGCCAGCGUAUGCGUUUCCUGAGAGCAUUGGUUCAGGAUGGGGAGAGAAUAGUAGGCAGCAGGAGCAGCAGCCGCAGCAGCAGGAGCAGCAGCAGCAGCAGCAGCAGCAGGGGCAGCAGGAGCAACAACAACAGCACCAGCACCAGCAACGGCAGGAGCAGCAGCAGCAGCAGCAGCAACGGCAAGAGCAGCAGCAGCAGCAGCAACAACAACAACAACAGCAAGGAAAGAAUGGGCCCUCCCCAUCACCAUUACCCUUACCACCACCAUUACCGUUACCACCAUUACCUUCACGAUCCGCGCUUCUCCCUUUGGCAGCAGCAGCUCCGUCCACUGUCUCUCCCUCUGACAACUACCUGUUGUGCUUGCGCACCAAAGCCACGCCGGCUCCCGCCGCUACAGACCCGAUUGUUGACAUAAUGCAAAAAUAUGUUCACUCGUCGCAAAGAUAUGGUGGAUCUGGCAACAACCUACUGCGCCUGCCUGGUAACAGGGUUACGUUUGCUACCGGCGCUACACCCUCCCUCCCUGCUACAGCCCCCAUGCCAUCUACAGCAUCCCUGCCUGCUACAGCCCCCUUUCCAGCUGCACCCCCCCUGCCUGCUACAGAUUCCCAGCCGGCGAGUUAUGAGCCUGCAUCAGCCCACAGACAAGGGGCAGCAGCAACUCCGGGUGAUUUGACUUCUACAGCAUCCCUGCCCCCCUUUCCAGCUACAGCCCCCCUGCCUGCUACAGAUUCCCAGCCGGCGAGUUAUGAGCCUGCAUCAGCCCACAGACAAGGGGCAGCAGCAACUCCGGGUGAUUUGACUUCUACAGCAUCCCUGCCCCCCUUUCCAGCUGCAGUCCCCCUGCCUGCUACAAAUUCCCAGCCGGCGAGUUAUGAGCCUGCAUCAGCCCACAGACAAGGGGCAGCAGCACGGGGUAGUUUGACUUCUACAGCAUCCCUGCCCCCCUUUCCAGCUGCAGUCCCCCUGCCUGCUACAAAUUCCCAGCCGGCGAGUUAUGAGCCUGCAUCAGCCCACGGACAAGGGGCAGCAGCAGCUCCGGGUCAUUUCCUGCAUCAGCCCACGGACAAGGGGCAGCAGCAGCUCCGGGUGAUUUGCAAGGGACUGCUGGGGAAGGCUCAUUGCAUGGUAGGGCUGGUAGAUGGGAGCCUGCAUCAGCCCACGGACAAGGGGCAGCAGCAGCUCCGGGUGAUUUGCAAGGGACUGCUGGGGAAGGCUCAUUGCAUGGUAGGGCUGGUAGAUGGGAGCCUGCAUCAGCCCACGGACAAGGGGCAGCAGCAGCUCCGGGUGAUUUGCAAGGGACUGCUGGGGAAGGCUCAUUGCAUGGUAGGGCUGGUAGAUGGGAGCCUGCAUCAGCCCACGGACAAGGGGCAGCAGCAGCUCCGGGUGAUUUGCAAGGGACUGCUGGGGAAGGCUCAUUGCAUGGUAGGGCUGGUAGAUGGGAGCCUGCAUCAGCCCACGGACAAGGGGCAGCAGCAGCUCCGGGUGAUUUGCAAGGGACUGCUGGGGAAGGCUCAUUGCAUGGUAGGGCUGGUAGAUGGGAGCCUGCAUCAGCCCACGGACAAGGGGCAGCAGCAGCUCCGGGUGAUUUGCAAGGGACUGCUGGGGAAGGCUCAUUGCAUGGUAGGGCUGGUAGAUGGGAGCCUGCAUCAGCCCACGGACAAGGGGCAGCAGCAGCUCCGGGUGAUUUGCAAGGGACUGCUGGGGAAGGCUCAUUGCAUGGUAGGGCUGGUAGAUGGGAGCCUGCAUCAGCCCACGGACAAGGGGCAGCAGCAGCUCCGGGUGAUUUGCAAGGGACUGCUGGGGAAGGCUCAUUGCAUGGUAGGGCUGGUAGAUGGGAGCCUGCAUCAGCCCACGGACAAGGGGCAGCAGCAGCUCCGGGUGAUUUGCAAGGGACUGCUGGGGAAGGCUCAUUGCAUGGUAGGGCUGGUAGAUGGGAGCCUGCAUCAGCCCACGGACAAGGGGCAGCAGCAGCUCCGGGUGAUUUGCAAGGGACUGCUGGGGAAGGCUCAUUGCAUGGUAGGGCUGGUAGAUGGGAGCCUGCAUCAGCCCACGGACAAGGGGCAGCAGCAGCUCCGGGUGAUUUGCAAGGGACUGCUGGGGAAGGCUCAUUGCAUGGUAGGGCUGGUAGAUGGGAGCCUGCAUCAGCCCACGGACAAGGGGCAGCAGCAGCUCCGGGUGAUUUGCAAGGGACUGCUGGGGAAGUCUCAUUGCAUGGUAGGGCUGGUAGAUGGGAGCCUGCAUCAGCCCACGGACAAGGGGCAGCAGCAGCUCCGGGUGAUUUGCAAGGGACUGCUGGGGAAGGCUCAUUGCAUGGUAGGGCUGGUAGAUGGGAGCCUGCAUCAGCCCACGGACAAGGGGCAGCAGCAGCUCCGGGUGAUUUGCAAGGGACUGCUGGGGAAGGCUCAUUGCAUGGUAGGGCUGGUAGAUGGGAGCCUGCAUCAGCCCACGGACAAGGGGCAGCAGCAGCUCCGGGUGAUUUGCAAGGGACUGCUGGGGAAGGCUCAUUGCAUGGUAGGGCUGGUAGAUGGGAGCCUGCAUCAGCCCACGGACAAGGGGCAGCAGCAGCUCCGGGUGAUUUGCAAGGGACUGCUGGGGAAGGCUCAUUGCAUGGUAGGGCUGGUAGAUGGGAGCCUGCAUCAGCCCACGGACAAGGGGCAGCAGCAGCUCCGGGUGAUUUGCAAGGGACUGCUGGGGAAGGCUCAUUGCAUGGUAGGGCUGGUAGAUGGGAGCCUGCAUCAGCCCACGGACAAGGGGCAGCAGCAGCUCCGGGUGAUUUGCAAGGGACUGCUGGGGAAGGCUCAUUGCAUGGUAGGGCUGGUAGAUGGGAGCCUGCAUCAGCCCACGGACAAGGGGCAGCAGCAGCUCCGGGUGAUUUGCAAGGGACUGCUGGGGAAGGCUCAUUGCAUGGUAGGGCUGGUAGAUGGGAGCCUGCAUCAGCCCACGGACAAGGGGCAGCAGCAGCUCCGGGUGAUUUGCAAGGGACUGCUGGGGAAGGCUCAUUGCAUGGUAGGGCUGGUAGAUGGGAGCCUGCAUCAGCCCACGGACAAGGGGCAGCAGCAGCUCCGGGUGAUUUGCAAGGGACUGCUGGGGAAGGCUCAUUGCAUGGUAGGGCUGGUAGAUGGGAGCCUGCAUCAGCCCACGGACAAGGGGCAGCAGCAGCUCCGGGUGAUUUGCAAGGGACUGCUGGGGAAGGCUCAUUGCAUGGUAGGGCUGGUAGAUGGGAGCCUGCAUCAGCCCACGGACAAGGGGCAGCAGCAGCUCCGGGUGAUUUGCAAGGGACUGCUGGGGAAGGCUCAUUGCAUGGUAGGGCUGGUAGAUGGGAGCCUGCAUCAGCCCACGGACAAGGGGCAGCAGCAGCUCCGGGUGAUUUGCAAGGGACUGCUGGGGAAGGCUCAUUGCAUGGUAGGGCUGGUAGAUGGGAGCCUGCAUCAGCCCACGGACAAGGGGCAGCAGCAGCUCCGGGUGAUUUGCAAGGGACUGCUGGGGAAGGCUCAUUGCAUGGUAGGGCUGGUAGAUGGGAGCCUGCAUCAGCCCACGGACAAGGGGCAGCAGCAGCUCCGGGUGAUUUGCAAGGGACUGCUGGGGAAGGCUCAUUGCAUGGUAGGGCUGGUAGAUGGGAGCCUGCAUCAGCCCACGGACAAGGGGCAGCAGCAGCUCCGGGUGAUUUGCAAGGGACUGCUGGGGAAGGCUCAUUGCAUGGUAGGGCUGGUAGAUGGGAGCCUGCAUCAGCCCACGGACAAGGGGCAGCAGCAGCUCCGGGUGAUUUGCAAGGGACUGCUGGGGAAGGCUCAUUGCAUGGUAGGGCUGGUAGAUGGGAGCCUGCAUCAGCCCACGGACAAGGGGCAGCAGCAGCUCCGGGUGAUUUGCAAGGGACUGCUGGGGAAGGCUCAUUGCAUGGUAGGGCUGGUAGAUGGGAGCCUGCAUCAGCCCACGGACAAGGGGCAGCAGCAGCUCCGGGUGAUUUGCAAGGGACUGCUGGGGAAGGCUCAUUGCAUGGUAGGGCUGGUAGAUGGGAGCCUGCAUCAGCCCACGGACAAGGGGCAGCAGCAGCUCCGGGUGAUUUGCAAGGGACUGCUGGGGAAGGCUCAUUGCAUGGUAGGGCUGGUAGAUGGGAGCCUGCAUCAGCCCACGGACAAGGGGCAGCAGCAGCUCCGGGUGAUUUGCAAGGGACUGCUGGGGAAGGCUCAUUGCAUGGUAGGGCUGGUAGAUGGGAGCCUGCAUCAGCCCACGGACAAGGGGCAGCAGCAGCUCUGGGUGAUUUGCAAGGGACUGCUGGGGAAGGCUCAUUGCAUGGUAGGGCUGGUAGAUGGGAGCCUGCAUCAGCCCACGGACAAGGGGCAGCAGCAGCUCCGGGUGAUUUGCAAGGGACUGCUGGGGAAGGCUCAUUGCAUGGUAGGGCUGGUAGAUGGGAGCCUGCAUCAGCCCACGGACAAGGGGCAGCAGCAGCUCCGGGUGAUUUGCAAGGGACUGCUGGGGAAGGCUCAUUGCAUGGUAGGGCUGGUAGAUGGGAGCCUGCAUCAGCCCACGAACCCCUUUCUCCCCCCAACCCCUUCACUCCCCACCACUCCUCCUCCUCUACACACCCAUCAUACCUUCCACUCCAACCCCACAUAUCCCCCUCACUCCCCGCAUUCCCCCCACUCCUACCACUCCCCUCCCGACACCCAUCAG
Molecule: messenger RNA, 7368 nt
Organism: Closterium sp. Naga37s-1
Lineage: Eukaryota; Viridiplantae; Streptophyta; Zygnematophyceae; Desmidiales; Closteriaceae
Source: the annotation of a GenBank genome assembly